Molecule: messenger RNA, 1708 nt
Organism: Ricinus communis (castor bean)
Lineage: Eukaryota; Viridiplantae; Streptophyta; Magnoliopsida; Malpighiales; Euphorbiaceae
Product: 5'-adenylylsulfate reductase-like 5
Exons: 4
Coding region: 443-1336 (297 amino acids)
Source: RefSeq, a predicted model, not a curated record
AUGGGAAGAAAGCAGGCAGUCCACAGGUAAUGUUGACAAUUAAAAUGAGCCAUUUAUGAAUUUAUUACAUCAUCCACUCCUAAUUCACCAUCUUUGACACUGACCCAUCCUUCAAUGACCAAUACCUUGAUCCAGAUAGAGACUAUAGAAAAAUCAGACACCAAAAAAUAAAAUUAAAAAAUUAAAAAAGAAAGUUUUACUAUAAACAUAAAACCCAAUUCAAAGAUUGUUUCUUUUCUGUUGUUCUUGAAUCCUAACUAAUAGGUGGAAUUAGUAUUUUCAGAGUUGGAGAAACAACCCAUUUAUUUCUUGUUCUUGUUUUUGUUAGCUGGGAUUUUUCUUUUAUCAAGAAAAAGAUUAUACAUAAAUUAGAGUCUUUUUGAGGUUUCUUCCCUAAUUUUCCCUCCUCCUUGCUGUUUAUUCUCGAUUCUUAUCCUCUUCUAUGGCUCUGGUCUCUAUUUUCUUUCUAUGUAUUGGCGCUUUGUCUUCGAUUGGAUUCAUUUCAGCUUCAGGAUCUAUUUGCCUUAAUGAAUCUUCUUUGCUAUUAUAUGAUCUUCAAUCUCAAUGCCCUCUCGAGAUCUUCCCAAAUCCCCCUCUCCAGGUUGAUGGGAACUUCCUGGACAGAGCUUUGGCUUCAAAUCAAAGGAACUCUUAUACAUCCGUACUCUUCUAUGCUUCGUGGUGCCCAUUUUCACGCAUCAUCUGCCCUAAAUUUGAUAUGGUUGGCUCCAUGUUCCCUCAAAUAGAACAUUUUGCUAUUGAGCAAUCAUCAGCCGUCCCAAGUAUAUUCUCGAGAUAUGGAAUCCGUAGCUUGCCUACAAUAUUAAUGAUCAAUCAGACAUCUAAGGUGCAAUAUCAUGGGCCCAAUGAUAUACAAUCCCUUGUUCAAUUUUACGAGAAAACUACAGGGAUCAAACCAGUUCAAUACUUGGCUGAAUAUGAGCCAAGUGGUUUAGAUGGUUGUGGAAAAUCAAUCAUGCAGCCAUGGUAUGGGUCUUCCUUGGAGGAGGUGAUGAAAAGGGAAGCCUACUUAGUACUUGCAGCGAUGUUCCUUUGUCUACGAGUACUGCUAUAUAUAUCUCCUAAAGUGUUAUCUCAUCUCAGGGCUUUCUAUGUGUUAUAUCUUCCCCAUUUCAACUUGGAAAAAUUUGGUGAGACGAGUCAAUUAUUUGGCCGAAUCCUACACAUGAUUGAUGUGAGGAGGAUUUGGACCAGGAUUAGAUUAUGCAAGACCAGGAACUUCCAUCAAGGUGCCAAAAAUUGCAGGGUUUGGGCUUCUUCCCUAGCUUCUGUGUCGUUGGGUGAAUCUUCAUCAUCAGCUAGAUCACCACCCUAAUGCAUUUUCUAUUCCUAUGGGGUUUGGAUGAGGCCAGAAAAUAGCCUACUGAUGAUGUUAUGAAUUACAACUGUUUUGAUGCUCAAGGACAGGUAGUCUCUCCCUGUAUUCCCAACUCUUUCUCUCUCUCUCUCUCUCUCUCUCUCUCUCUCUCUCUCUCUCUCUCUCUCUCUCUCUCAUGUUAAAUUUUAGUACAAUUAGUGAUGAUGAUGAUGAUGAUAGCUCAAGCUGUUGUCCUUUGUUUUAGUUUUGGGAGGAAGUAAAACAGGCAUGUAAAUCUGAGAACAGCUUUUCCUUUUUUGUAUAUUAUUUUUCACUUGGAGAAACAUCUUUACACUUUAGUGGAAUGUAAGCAUAUCAUCUCUCUCUCUC